AUGUACCAAUACGAGCACAUCAUGACUUUCGAUACCCAGGGCCAGGGAGGAGUUUACGGUAACAAUGCCGCCGGGUCUUCGAACACAAACAACCAGCAACAACAAGUUGCCACAGUCAAGAGAAAGAAGAGCAUCAGGUCCGAUAGCUCCAUCGAGUUGCGAGGACCAAUGGAAGUCGACGGAUCGGUCAAGUCAGGCGGAGGCGUGGCUUUCUCAGGGAACUUUGCGGUCAGGGAUCGGAUUGAGGCGUAUGGAGAUAUUGAUGUUGUUGGGGAUCUGAGGUGCAGUAAUAAGCUCAAAGCAUAUGGGAAUGUCAAGGUUAAUGGAAGUGCGUUGUGUGUCGACCGGGUCAAAAUAUUUGGAAAACUGAAAAUCACCGGCACCUUUGAGGUUCAAGGGGACUUGGAAGUGUGGGGAGCCAUCACCAUCAAUGGGUAUCUGAAGUGCAAGACUCUGACAGCAUAUGCAUCCAUAACUACCGUCGGUGACCAAUCUUGGUAUCAGACCGAGCAAGGCGAGACGGUCCAUGGGGCUAAGCUCAUCCAGAGGACCAAUUAUGAGGGAUAG
Molecule: messenger RNA, 567 nt
Organism: Sordaria macrospora k-hell
Lineage: Eukaryota; Fungi; Ascomycota; Sordariomycetes; Sordariales; Sordariaceae
Source: RefSeq, a predicted model, not a curated record